GUUUAGUGAGUUAUUGUGAGACAAGUGGUGAAUGAAUGCAAACUAAUUGUCAUUGAAUUGACACAAAACUAAUCAUACAAUUGAUAUACAGUUGAAGACAUAAUUAAUAGCCAUAAGUAUGAGUCGAUUGAACGCUAAUAACAAACAAAUCGCUUGUAUUAAAGAGGACGUGAAGAUCAGCAUAACUGAGCGCUUGGACACCUUCCUCCGCGAUGACAGUCGCACCGAAAUAGUGUUUGAGUCGAGUCUGACAUCCAAUGAACGCAAAUAUAUACACAACUAUUGCAUCCAAUUCUCGCUGAAGACCAGAAGCCAUGGUUUUGGUGACAAGAGACGGAUAACUGUCUGGAAAAAAGACAACCAAAGUGUGGCCAAUAAGGAGAGCCUGUCAUUGACCGCCAAUUCGCAGCAUUUGGUCAUCAAUUUGAGACAAUUUCUGAAACAAACAAAUAGUUUGCAAACAAAUCGCAGCCUAAGAGGAGAG
This is a messenger RNA of Oppiella nova, 484 nucleotides long. The record is from the annotation of a GenBank genome assembly. Lineage: Eukaryota; Metazoa; Arthropoda; Arachnida; Sarcoptiformes; Oppiidae.